UUACCAGUCAUUUUUUUUAUUUCCGCUAGCUUCUUCCAAACGUCCCGAACUAAACAAAACGGAAAAUAGAAAGUUUCGUCUCCAUCGUGAUUAUUGCGAAUCCCUUUUGUGUUGACACGAUUCAUCACGCAGAUAGUGCACUUUGUUUCUAAACCGGCGGCUUCCCAAAAGUGACGCAUCAUAUUUGGAAAACUGAUAAUCUCGGGAGAGGGACAAAAUAAUGACGAUAAGGGUCGCUGGUGGAUUAUAGCCUAGCUGUUAAGCUACACAGCCAGUCGGAAAUUGUUUACGGGUAGUAACGUUAUACGUAUCGAAUUUAGUACGCAAGGAAUUGGUUAUUCGGCUGGGUGCGUUUCGACAGUUUUGAUACAACCAGGACUAAGAAUGGUAGAUCUUUCAGAGCCAGCGGAAGUUGUUCAAGCGAAUGAAACAGCAUCCCACUGUAGCCGAGAAAUAAGCGGAGUGGAUAAAUAUGAGUAAGCUUGAAUGGCGCAACAUCCUUGUAAUUGCUAACGAUACAGCUCUGUUUGAUCUGCGGCACAGUGCCAUCCGGGGGGACCUGAGGGCCUCGCCGUUCCGUAGUGUAUGUUGGGCCAUAUUUCUACAGGUCUUAAAAACUCCUUCUGGUGAUUGGACGAGACAACGUGAUCAGCUGCGUAGCGAAUAUCAAAAGCUGAAGCAUCAGUACGUUUUAAAUCCACACAGCAACAGAGAUGGCAGCGACGAUCCACUAUCGCAAUCCAAGCAAAGCGUGUGGAAUCAACACUUCUGUGAUCAAGAGCUGUGUGCGGUGAUCAAACAAGACGUGGUGCGCACGUUUCCUGGAGUGGAUUUCUUUCGAAAAUCCAAAAUACAGGAAAUGAUGGUUAAUAUUCUGUUCUGCUAUGCCAGGGUGCAUCCCACCAUGUGCUAUCGCCAGGGAAUGCACGAAAUAUUGGCCCCGUUGAUUUUCGUUAUCCAUAGCGACCAACAAGCAUUGGCACACAUACAGGAACUGAACCCAUCUGUGGAUCCCAUACUCCUGAUGGUUUUGGACCCAGAAUUUAUCGAAGAAGAUGCUUAUUCUAUUUUUUCUAAUAUUAUGGACCGGAUAGCGUCAUUCUACCGAACAAUGGAAGUCAUUCCGACGGCGACCGGUCACUUCCCGGUGGCCACCCCAUCUACACCACUGCUUAGCCCAACUUCGAAACGAAGACCUGAAAUAGAAGUCGUCGAACAGUUGAACUUCAUCAAGGACAAAAUCCUGAUCAAAGAAGAUUUGCACCUGCACAACCAUCUGCUGAAACUUGAUAUUCCGCUUGCCAUUUUCGGAGUACGCUGGCUGAGGUUACUGUUCGGACGUGAAUACGCACUGCAAGACCUUUUGCUCCUAUGGGAUGCCAUCUUUGGGGAAGGUGAACAACUGGAGUUAAUCAACUUCAUUGUGGUGGCCAUGCUGAUCCGCAUCCGUGAUAAGUUGAUUUACAGCGAUUAUACAACUUGUUUAACGUUUUUGAUGCGUUAUCCAACGAAUGUGGAUGUUUCGCUGAUUAUUCGGCACGCACUUCACAUGAAGUCUCCUAAGGUGAGCUGAAUAUUAUUUAAUUUAUGUAGGUAAUCGAUAGAUGAAUGUUCAACGCUCGCGCAAAGGAAUCUCAACAUUAAUCCUCAUCCGUCCCGGAAAUUUUUACACGUUACAGUCCCAUUUACAUUUUUUUUCUGGAAUGUCAGCAUUUUUUUUAAAUAUGUAUUUAUUUGUAUCAAUUUAUCAAUUAUCAUCAAUUCAUAAAAUAUUCAUUACAUUUUACAUUGAAUUAGGUGUUCAGCUUAAUAAUGAACU
Molecule: messenger RNA, 1819 nt
Organism: Uranotaenia lowii
Lineage: Eukaryota; Metazoa; Arthropoda; Insecta; Diptera; Culicidae
Product: TBC1 domain family member 5-like
Exons: 5
Coding region: 473-1573 (366 amino acids)
Biological process (GO): activation of GTPase activity
Molecular function (GO): GTPase activator activity
Source: RefSeq, a predicted model, not a curated record